Ictalurus punctatus (channel catfish) is the source of this 5417-nucleotide messenger RNA. RefSeq names its product phospholipase D2 (gene pld2). The coding region runs from base 219 to 3047 and encodes 942 amino acids. Gene Ontology annotation, molecular function: phosphatidylinositol binding; D-type glycerophospholipase activity. The transcript has 25 exons. Lineage: Eukaryota; Metazoa; Chordata; Actinopteri; Siluriformes; Ictaluridae. The record is from RefSeq and is a predicted model, not a curated record. Gene Ontology annotation, biological process: phosphatidic acid biosynthetic process; cell motility; intracellular signal transduction.
AGAAGAACGUUAAGCAUCUCAAUCCAGUGGAGUGGUGCAGGGUUAAACGUGGUGAAUGUGGCUCUUAGAUGAGAAACAACAAGCUGUCUGAGGGUUUUUGGGGGAAUUCUGGAUAUUCGGUUUAGGAGGAGAUCACUAUUGAACACUACUGUGGUCCGAGAUUCCGAAGUGACGUCAGAGGAGCCGCCUAGGAAGCACCUGAACAGGUCAGCAGCAUCAUGGCGAGCCCGGAGGUCAACACAGACAAGAAGUGUUCUCACGAUGACGCCUGUGUGAGUUUUCUGACUGAAGAUCAGCUCGACUCCAUCAGAAAGAACAUUGAAGAACGUGCGUUUUUCGUGGUGCAUUACCUGAACGAUCUGAAGGAAAGGGGCUUGUCUCCGCUGCUUCAUAACACGCCCAUCACCUGCAGAGUGGAGAACACUGAGAGAUAUACCACUCGCUCCAAGGUACGUGUUUGUUCUCUGUAUACGGUGCGCCUGACCCAUGGCGACUUCACCUGGACCAUCAAGAGGAAGUAUAAGCAUUUCCAUGACCUGCAUAGAGACCUGUACAAGCACAAGAUGAUGCUGCAGUUCCUCCCGCUCGGGAGGUUUGCCAUUCAGAGGCAGCAGCUGGAGAGCAUGACCGAGGAGAUGCCCUCUCUGCACGGCACCGAGAGAAUGGGCAGGACCUCCAGCAAACCGAAAUACCUGGAAGAAUACCUAAACAACCUUCUGGAGAACUCCUUCUGCAAAAACUACAGUGGCAUGAUGGAGUUCCUCAGCAUCAGCCCUCUGUCCUUUAUAAAAGAUCUUGGACCCAAAGGCCUGGAGGGAUUUAUUUUGAAGAGGUCAGGAGGUCACCGGAUCCAAGGCAUCAACUGCUUCGGCCACCAUCAGUUCUGUUUCCGCUGGUCGCAACGCUGGCUUGUGGUCAAGGACUCGUUUCUGCUUUACAUGUCCAGAGAACGAGGUGUGGUGUCCUUCGUGCUGCUCUUCGACCCCGAGCUGAAAGUUCUGGUGGACCGCAGCUACACGGACACGAAACACGGAGUGUGCAUCGAGAACGUCAGCAGGAAGCUGAUCAUUAAGUGUAAUAGCUACAGGCAGGCCCAAUGGUGGAGUCAUGAGAUACAGCGUCUGUCUGAACAUUGCGAUUUCCUCAAGACUCACCGCUUCGACGGCUUCGCCCCUCCCAGACCCAACUCCCUCACCAAAUGGUACGUGAACGGGAGUGGGUAUUUCUCAGACCUGGCGGACGCACUGGAGAAGGCGGAGGAGGAGAUCUUCAUCACUGAUUGGUGGUUAAGUCCCGAGGUUUACCUCAAGCGUCCAGCAAGGGGGACGUACUGGCGUCUGGACCAGAUCCUCAAACGCAAAGCCGAGCAAGGUGUGAAGGUGUGUGUGCUGUUGUAUAAAGAGCUCGAGCUGGCCCUGGGCAUUAACAGCGAGUACAGUAAGAGGACCCUCAUGGACCUGCACCCAAAUAUCAAGGUUAUGCGUCAUCCCGACCACGUGGCCUCCGUCAUCUUCCUGUGGGCCCACCAUGAGAAGAUGGUGGCCAUCGACCAAUCGGUGGCCUUCGUGGGCGGGCUGGACCUUGCCUUCGGGAGAUGGGACGACAGUAAUUACAGGUUGUUUGACGUCAUGGAAUCGCAAACAGCCAAUCACAGUGCACGCUCAGUUCCGGAGACUGAAGGGGAGGAUGUUCCUCUUGCUGGCGGAGAGGCUGGAGAAGCUUGCGAUGAGGUGGAUUUGAGCUGUAACAUGCUGUUAUGGUUGGGAAAAGACUAUAGCAACUUCAUCCAGAAGGACUGGACACAGCUGGACCAGCCUUUCCAAGACAACGUGGACCGGACGCACGUGCCUCGCAUCCCGUGGCGCGACCUCGGAGUGGCGGUUCAUGGGAAGGCAGCCAGGGACCUGGCACGCCACUUUAUCCAGCGCUGGAACUUCACUAAGAAUUUUAAGAAAAAGUAUAAAGCCACAUUUUACCCGUACCUGCUGCCCAAGAGUCACACUACUGCCGAUGAGCUUCCUUUCACCGUGCCUGGAACGGCCAAAGCAUCUGUACAGGUGCUUCGCUCGGUGGAUCACUGGUCAGCCGGGACAUGCGAAUGUUCCAUCCAUAAAGCAUAUGUAGACAUCAUUGAGAACAGCCAGCACUACAUUUAUAUAGAGAAUCAGUUCUUCAUUAGCUGUGGUGAGUCUGUUAAAAACAGCAACAGCAUAGGAGACGCUAUUGUCAAGAGGAUCCUGCAGGCACACAGUGAGAAGCAGAAGUACAGAGUGUUUGUGGUGAUUCCUCUCCUGCCUGGAUUUGAGGGAGACAUCAGUGAGGGAGGAGGCAACGCCAUCCGGGCUAUACUGCACUUUACAUACAGGACAAUCAAUCGUGGCAAGAACUCUAUUCUAUCCCGCCUCAAGGAACAGAUGCAGGACGAAUGGACGCAGUACAUCUCUCUGUGUGGCGUGCGCACGCACUCCGAGCUCGGCCACACACCCAUCUCUGAGCUCAUCUACGUCCACAGCAAGGCGCUGAUCGCCGACGACCGCCGCUACAUCAUUGGUUCGGCCAACAUUAACGACAGGAGCAUGAUGGGAUAUCGGGACAGUGAGCUGGCCGUGCUGGUGGAGGACGAGGAGAGGGUUCCGUCCCGAAUGAACGGAGAAGAGUAUGAAGCUGGGCCUCUCGCGCUCGCUCUGCGGAAGGAGUGCUUCAGGGUCCUGCUGGGGGCCGAUUCCGACCCCGCAGUAGAUAUCGACGACCCAGUCAGCGAUAAUUUCUUCACCGAGGUGUGGAACAAUAUUGCCCGUUCAAAUGCCUCCGUCUAUGAAAGGGUUUUCCGGUGCCUUCCAUCAGACUCGAUCCACAACCUGCGCGAGCUGCAGGAACACGUCAGCACGGUCGCUUUGGCCCAGAACGACCCGGAGACGGCGGCCGAGGAGGUGCGCGCCAUCCGCGGCAUCCUCGUCCACUUCCCCCUGCACUUCCUGUGCGAGGAGAAUCUGCUUCCUCCAGCCGUCAGCAAAGAGGGGAUGGUUCCUCUGGACGUCUGGACAUAGCGGUCUAGCGGACCGCAAAACACCCCCCCACCCCCCACCCCAUAAAUAAAUAAAUAAAUAACACAGACACUAAUCCGGACACUAAUAUUUGCUCUGUAAUCGCCAUUUUGGCGAGAUAGUGGACCAAAGUGUUUCCUGUCUGUGGUAAUGUGCUGGAGGAUCUGGCUUGGCGGUCGGAAAGCGAUUAGCCGAACUGAACUGAAGUGUAGUGACUCAUGUGUCUCUCUGCGGGAGCAAGAGGAAGUGUUUGAGCACUCUCCUGCAGAGGAUUUCGUUCAAAAUGGCUCGGUGGAAGCUGGAGAGAGUCGGGCUGCUGUAGAUUUGUAAAAUGGCGGGGUGUGUGUGAGUGUGAGAGAGAGAGAGAGAGAGAGAGAGAGAGGAGUGUUUAUAGAUGAAAUGAUCAGGACAGAACGUACAUUUUGUGUUGCGGUGGCGUGUAGGCGGACUGCACCACUUUCACAACCUCUUUUCCUAUAUCUCGUCUUUUUUUGUGUUGUGUGUGGUGUUUUUUUUUUUUUUUUUUUUAAAGCCUCUCUCUCUUUCUCUUUGGUGCUACACCUCCCGGUGCGGUGCCAGCAGAUCUGUGCGAACAUUUGCGGUUGUUAUGGUGACAGGUAAAAAAGAGCCGACCGCGAGAGAGAGAUGGAAGAGCAGGCACGAGAGAGGAAGUGUAGAUAAAUAACAGGGAUGCGGCAAGCAGGGGAUAGGUUUGAAAACGGUUAAUGAGGAGAGGGAAUGAUGGAGGGAUUGUUUUAAAGGAUGUUAAGGAGUAGGGGUGUGCAGGGGAAGUCUGAUCUCUGCAAUAAUAUCCCUCCCCCUGGGAAUUCUGGUUAUGUAAUCCAGUUGUUCUCAAACUUGGUUUGUUUGUGAAGCGCCGAGAGAAGCGAACCUGGCCAGCGCCCCGCGUUUAACCACGCGUUCAUACUGCUUAUGUGAUGCUGUAAUUGACUCCCACUUAAAGGAAUAUCCACCGUCUGUCAACCUAACGUCUGUCCACGGCGUCGUCACCAUGGACGAGAAUUUCGAAAGGUUUCGCCGUACCGAGGAGAGCGCGACAGACCUCGCCGAGACUCACGACUAACGGGGCAGUAGUUUAGAAAUGUGCAACCAUACGACACGAAUUUAAAAAACCGCCGCCGUUACACUCGUACGGUAACGCUGAGCUGAGACGGACGCCAGAAAGUCCGAAGAUCCGAAGCUCUUUAAUCCAACUGUCAAACGAAUUAUCGGGGGGGUUCGACAGUAGUCCCGGUUACUUACCGUACCAUCCCAAAACGAUGGUCGGUGACGCACAAACCCCAAAUUCUUCCGAUCACCAUCAUCGGUCGUCCCAAGCCUACUCGGGGUCGCGUCGACUUCAGUCAGGCUGAUCGUUUGUGUGUCUUUUCGGGAAGGCGAACCAACUAAACAAAAAUUCUCAGGCGGGUACAAUCAAAAACCCGAACUGCACGAUCGAUCGCACUGCACGUCUCUCGAGAGAACUCGAGGGAUGUAGCGGAGGUCGAGGAACUCUCAGAGCCACAGUUCAAACACCACACUGAUCCUGCUGACAUUUCAACAUCUCGGUAUUUUAUUUUUAUUAUUUUCUCCAGUAUAUCCAGGGGCAAAACGUCUGGUUUAGGUCACGCCCACUCCGGGUAUAAAUCAGAAUGCGAAUAUUUGGAGCACUAACUAAUAUAAACUAGACGCAGGAUACUAUGGAAAGCUCACACUACUAACACUCAUAGGUGGUCUAGUAUUUGACGGAAGUAAUGUGGGUACUACUAUAUUACACCGUAUGCUCAUUAGUAGACCACAUGGUUAUAAAACAUAGACCACCCAUGGAAUAUGCGUACUACCGUACUAAAACCACAUCCAGGUAUACCAAGUCGAAUGCAAAUAUAUUCUGACAUUCCAUUCAUACUAGUAGUUUCAGUCGAAGACUCUCUCUGUUUUACAAUGUUUAUUGUGUGUUACUGACAUUUUUGUUUUUUGUCAUCUCUUAGUGUUUAUCAGUAUACGAGUUUCAUCUGUCACUUUUUAAAGUUUAUAGAUGGUUAGUGCAAUAGCUGUAUACUCUACCUGAAAAUUACUAUCUGAUUUUUUUUUUAUGAACUUUUAUGGUGGUAUAUUUUUGUAUGCUGUGUUCUUCCUUCUUUUUCCUAAAUGGUAGAUAUUUUAGCAGAACCCUAUGCAGAUUCUAAAGUAGAGUUCUCACUCAUAAUUUUGCACCUCACUGAUACUGAAAACAGUACCGACGUGAUAUUUGGAUGUGCUGACACUUUUUGUUGUCGUUGUUGUUGUUGUUUGGCUAGCUAGUCAACAGACGACUUGACCGACUAGCCGCUGCUAGACCGGCAACAUGUUCCAAAUAAAAUAACAUCAACCUUU